Messenger RNA from Haliotis rubra (blacklip abalone), 1647 nucleotides. Its product is annotated as forkhead box protein B1-like. The record is from RefSeq and is a predicted model, not a curated record. Gene Ontology annotation, biological process: regulation of transcription by RNA polymerase II; cell differentiation; anatomical structure morphogenesis. NCBI's taxonomy places the organism in Eukaryota, Metazoa, Mollusca, Gastropoda, Lepetellida, Haliotidae. Gene Ontology annotation, molecular function: RNA polymerase II cis-regulatory region sequence-specific DNA binding; DNA-binding transcription factor activity, RNA polymerase II-specific.
CUGGAGAUGUUUGCAAUUUAUGUCAGACUGAAGCUAAAAUGGAAUACUUGGAGAAAAAUUAGUGGAGAAAUUUCAUUGAAAUACCCCGACUGACUCGUGUCAGCAUCUACAGUUUGGUAUCGGUGAUCGGCAGGUGAUGUUCUCUUCGUGUGCUUGCAGCAUCUGAUACUGUUGACACUGAACCAUCAAGGCACUCGUACACCUGAAGUCGAAAGUGACAAGUGUAUGUCUGUGAUUUUUUAAAGUGUGUAAUCAAGUCCCGUGACCACCAUGCCACGGCCAGGCAGAAACAGUUAUGAUGAACAGAAACCGCCGUACUCGUACAUUGCUCUGACAGCCAUGGCUAUUCAGAGUUCAGGCGAAAAAAUGCUACCACUCAGUGACAUCUACAAAUUCAUAAUGGACAAUUUCCCGUUUUACAGAAAGAACACUCAACGGUGGCAGAAUUCUCUACGACACAACCUGUCUUUCAAUGAUUGCUUUAUCAAGAUACCCCGCCGCCCCGACCGCCCCGGCAAGGGAAGCUACUGGGCCCUUCAUCCAAGUUGUGGAGAUAUGUUUGAAAACGGGAGUUUCUUAAGAAGAAGGAAACGGUUUAAACUCAUGGGCAAACCGUUUUCAGCAUCGACAGCGGAAUCUAUCAAGGCCGGGUUGGAUACAGCAGCUUAUCUACAAGAACAGGCAAGGAUCCGCCUCCACCAGCUGGCCCCGGGGUCGAGAUUUCAGCCCUAUGGAAUCACCCCCCACACUCAGCCACACAAACAAUCGUUUAGGAUUGAGAAUAUCAUCGCACCCGAGUACAAAAGUUCGUCGUUGUUGCCGCAGUCGAUUUUCCCACCCCCAUUGCCGGCGUUUGCAAGUCAGUUUUCCUCCCUACCCCCCUCAAGUCUCAUCACCCCCUACACGGGUGGGGAUCUACCCGUGUCUCUUGCUGGAACAUUUUCUUCCCUGUCCUCAAGUUUAGCUGCGAGGUACGGAAGUUUAGCAACAGACUAUCAACUACUAAAAGCGGCCAGUCAUGACUUUACUGUUCCCAUCAAACCCUCACCUAUCAACGCUCUGGCUCUUGCGACAUCCCGCCGGUCAUCCAUCUGUACAUGUUCCAGUGUCGGGGUAACCCUCUCCCCUCCGGCUUCAAUCUCUAGUGUGGACAGUGUUUUACCCACCAGGGUAGCCAUACCCCCAUCAACUGUGUUAUCAUCCGGACCCGAGAGUUGAUGAAAUGUCUUGUCAACGAACUGGAUCCAGUGCUAUUGAAAGGCUGUGAAUACCAGCCACUUGGCUAGUUUCAAACUCGCCAUUUUGUGUUAGUAACAAAGAACUCAAGUGUGUUUAUUGAAGGCCUGGACUGAAGCCAUGUGGCAAUGGUCGUAUUUUGAGGUAAGACAGCGGUUUGUCUAACGUCUCUGCCGACAAACAAACACUUAAAAUAUUUCCUAGGUAACCACAUGCGCAGAAUUUCUGUCAGAAGUGAUGCACUGGACAGUGUUGUUUAGGAGUAAUUAUUUUUUAUUUGAAUUUUGUAAACUGAUGUUGUGGCAGUUUAUGAAGACUUCAUUUAUGUUGGCAGUUUGAUUAUGCACAAAUUGUCGUCGUUGCAUUUAUCUACAUGAUAACAUUAUGAAUUAAAUGUAUUAUCAGAAAUCA